CCACUAAUCCCCUCACUCUCACUCAACAAGGCAAAAAUGGGUUUUGCAAAAGCUUUAGUUUUUGUCCAGCUCUCUAUUCUCCUACUAAACACCUUCACUGUUCUUGCUCAGCUCUCAGCCAUUGAAGCUCAGGCACCGGUUCCGUCGCGCCAUCAUGGUUACUAUGCACACCCAAUAGCCUCCCCUGCGCACCCUCCCACUCACGGCCACCACCACCACCACCCCAAACCUCACCCACACCCUCCAACCGCUUCCCCGGUCCACCCUCCGGCUCACGCUCCUGUCCACCCUCCCACUCACCACCACCACGCUCACCCACCUUCCCACAUGCCGGCUCACUCUCCCUACCACCACGCUCCCGUUCAGCCCCCGAGCCACCCUCCCACUCACCACGCACCACCGGCUCACUCCCCUGCCCCGGUUCACCCUCCUACCUACCCUCCCAAGAAGCCCUUCCCACGUAGCUUCGUGGCCGUUCAAGGCGUCGUCUACUGCAAGUCUUGCAAGUACUCCGGCGUCGACACUCUUCUCAACGCCACCGCCAUCGCCGGUGCUACCGUGAAGCUCCAGUGCAACAACACCAAGUACCCGCUUGUCGUGAAGGGCACGACGGACAAGCACGGCUACUUCUUCAUCACAGCUCCCAAGACCAUCACAACCUACGGUGCCCACAAGUGCAAGGCCUCGCUAGUCUCCGCUCCGACCACCGCGUGUUCCAAGAUCACCGACUUCCACGGCGGACUUACGGGCGCCGUUCUGAGGCCGUCCAAGCCUUUCCUGUCGGAGAAGAAGCUCCCCUUCCUUCUGUACACCGUCGGUCCGUUCGCCUUCGAGUCCAAGUGCCCCCAUUGAUUAGCUUAUUUACAAUCUACGCCACUGUGUUUCCUAGGAGAGUGUGCCAUUACUGUAUGAGGGUUUAUGAGUUUGAAGGGUUUCCCCCCAGUGGUUUGUAAUUGAUGGUUUAAAUUUGGUACUGUGUUGCUUAAUUACUUGGUUUACAAUAAUUAAUAACAGUUAUAUUAUUGAAAUA
Molecule: messenger RNA, 1030 nt
Organism: Rosa rugosa (rugosa rose)
Lineage: Eukaryota; Viridiplantae; Streptophyta; Magnoliopsida; Rosales; Rosaceae
Product: non-classical arabinogalactan protein 31-like
Exons: 2
Coding region: 37-852 (271 amino acids)
Source: RefSeq, a predicted model, not a curated record